Messenger RNA from Cannabis sativa, 1609 nucleotides. Its product is annotated as 5'-adenylylsulfate reductase-like 4. The transcript is spliced from 4 exons. Lineage: Eukaryota; Viridiplantae; Streptophyta; Magnoliopsida; Rosales; Cannabaceae. The record is from RefSeq and is a predicted model, not a curated record. Bases 302 to 1264 code for a protein of 320 amino acids.
AAAAAAAUAGCCAAUCAUAUUAUUCCACCAACAAAAAUAAAAUAAUAAAUAUAUGAAUAUAUAAAUAAAAAAAACAUUAAUAUUAUUCUCUUUUGAUUUCUCUCUCUUUUCUUUUAUCUUCAAUUCAACCCUUCAGAGCUUCGACGCUAGUCUUCGCCGGCCACCCACCCACCCACCUCCGACUCUUAUCUCCUCCACUCUCUCUUUCCCCCCAAUUCUUAUCUCCUUCACUUUCACCUCUUAGGGUUUUUCUCUUUCAAUUUUGGUUUGGUGAUUUCUAGCGUCGUCGAUUUCUUCUGUAAUGGGGGUUAGGGUUUGGAUGAGUGGGAUCCUUAUGAUGCUCUUAUGGGAAACCCUCGCUUCUUCUGCUGAACCCGGCCUUUGCUCUUCAAUUUCUGUUGCGGAUUCGAUCUUAGGGUUACGAGAAUCCAGCUGCCCUCUUUAUCCUGAUUCCCUUUCAUUUGGUUUCAAUGGUGUUACAGAGGGAGAUGAGGUUUCAUUGCAAAGGGCCUUGAAUAUGGUUCACAAGAAUAGUUAUGAUUAUGUUGCUGUACUUUUCUAUGCCUCUUGGUGUCCUUUUUCGAGGACGUUUAGGCGAACUUUCUCUAUCCUGUCUACUCUUUAUCCUUCCAUACCACAUUUCGCCAUUGAAGAAUCAGCUAUCAGGCCAAGUUUCUGCAGUAUUCUAUCAAAGUAUGGAGUUCAUGGAUUUCCUACUCUCUUCAUUUUGAAUUCUACAAUGCGUGUUCGAUAUCAUGGCUCUCGAACCCCUGCUUCUGUUAUUGCUUUCUACAGUGAUGUUACUGGCAUUAUGACUGCAUCACAUGAUGAAGCCUCACUGAACGAAAUCGGAAGCUCAUCAAAUCACGAGAAGAAUGGCAAUUCUGAGCAGGAAAGCUGCCCAUUCUCAUGGGCAAGGUCACCAGAAAACUUACUCCGUCAAGAAACAUAUUUGGCGCUAGCCACAGCGUUUGUGGUACUGAGAUUGCUCUACUCAAUUUUUCCCACUUUGCUUGUAUUUUCCCAAUGUGUUUGGAGAAGGUACAUCCGAAACAUGAGAUUCGACACCUUGUUGGAGCAUCCCAUCGCUUAUCUUAAGCGAGCGGUACAGUUAUCAAAUUCCUUAAAGGAGCCUUGUAAGAGAAGCAAUUUACAGGAAGGAGCCAUGAAUGCCAAAGCUUGGGCUUCGAAAUCCCUCGCCACUGUUUCAAUCGGCGAUGCAAGCACCAGCAGCCGGUGUGUACCCGUGAACGAAUGCCAAUAACCUUCUUAGAAAAGCUCAAAACCACUCGAAAAGACGAAAAGUCUUCGACUUCGGUCACCCAUGAAUGGUCCAACAACAACAGCAGCUGAAAACAGAAAGAAGAGCAUUUGUGCUAGAAGAAGCUUUUCAAGAAUAUCAUCUUGAAGCUCUUGAGAAAUUAGGGGGUUUUAAUUUUGGGGUUCAACGAGUCAUUGCCAUGAAGGUGAAAUAUGUAACUAAAUCUUGAUGAUGAUGAUGUAGUAAUUCAUUUUUCCUUUUUUGUCUAUAUGUUUUUUCAAUUUUUUUCUUAACAAAUUACAAUAUUAAUAAGCAAUUAGUUAUUCAAAUUUUUGCUUUUGGAAACCA